Molecule: messenger RNA, 1815 nt
Organism: Zingiber officinale
Lineage: Eukaryota; Viridiplantae; Streptophyta; Magnoliopsida; Zingiberales; Zingiberaceae
Product: aminopeptidase M1-D-like
Exons: 13
Coding region: 1-1815 (604 amino acids)
Biological process (GO): peptide catabolic process; proteolysis
Cellular component (GO): cytoplasm
Molecular function (GO): metalloaminopeptidase activity; peptide binding; zinc ion binding
Source: RefSeq, a predicted model, not a curated record
AUGCAUGAAAGAGAAAUGAUGGAGACGGAACAAUUGCAACAAAAUGUCGAACAAUUCAAGGGUCAAGCACGGCUCCCAAAAUUCGCGAUCCCUCAUAACUAUAAUCUAUCUAUCAAUGUUGACUUAUCCAACUUUACUUUCUUGGGUGUGAUAGAGAUCACGAUAGAUAUUGUCUCCCCCACGAAAUACCUUGUACUUAAUGUUGUUGACCUUGUAGUUGAGCAAAGCUCUAUUUGGUUCAGUGGUGAUCUUUUUGGAGGUAGCGGAGAGCAUCCCUCGAGUAUUGUCGAGGUCAAAGAUGACGAGAUCCUAAUUCUAGGGUUCGAUGGCAUUCUUCCAAUUGGGAAAGGCAUUCUAAGCAUUAAAUAUAGUGGUAUCAUAAAUGAUGAAUCGAGGGGGUUUUAUAGAAGCACCUAUGAGCAAUAUGGAGAAACACAAAUUAUGGCUUUGACCCAAUUCGAGCCAACAUAUGCUAGACGUUGUUUUCCAUGUUGGGAUGAACCAGCAUUCAAGGCUACAUUCACAAUAAAGUUGGAAGUUCCAUCCAAGUUGGUUGCACUAUCAAACAUGCCUGUGAUAAGUGAAAAUGAUAAUGGUAUUAUCAAGACAGUUUAUUUUCAAGAGUCUCCAAUUAUGUCCACCUACUUGGUUGCUUUUGUUGUCGGUUCAUUGGACUACAUAGAGACAUAUUCAUCUGAUGGACUAAAAAUCCGUGUUUAUACACGGAUUGGUAAAAGCAAUCAGGGAAAAUUUGCUUUAGAUCUUACUACGAAGACAUUGGAUUUUUUGAAAGGAUAUUUCUCUAUUCCUUAUGGCCUUCCCAAGUUGGAUUUGGUGGCUGUUCCUAACUUUCAAGAGCAAGGGAUGGAGAACUAUGGAUUGCUAAUAUUCAGUGAGGACUAUUUAUUCUACGAUGAAUUGAGCUCAUCUGUCAAAGUUAAACAACAGGUGGCGGAAAUAGUAGCACAUGAGUUAGCCCAUCAAUGGUUUGGGAAUCGGGUGACAAUGGAAUGGUGGACAGAUCUAUGGCUAAAUGAAGGGUUUGCCGAUUGGAUGAGUUAUUUAGUAAUAGAUGAUGUGUUUCCUGAAUGGGAAAAGUGGAGUCAACUUCUUGACGAUACUACUGCAACUCUAGAAUUAGAUGCAUUAUCUGAUUCUCAUCCUAUUGAGGUACUGAAUAUCACAUCUGGCAUUGAAGCAUUGGAAAUGUUUGAUUCAAUAACCUACCAGAAGGGAGCCUUGGUUAUUCGAAUGCUUCAAAGUUACAUUGGAGAUGAAUCUCUUCAGAAAUCAAUAGCUGCAUAUAUUAAAAGAUAUUCAUACCUCAAUGCAAAAACGGAAGACCUUUGGAAUGUUAUUCAAGAGGAAAUUAAUGAACCUAUUGGCGAUAUGAUGUCUACUUGGACAAAGCAAGAAGGAUAUCCUGUCAUAAAUGUGAUGCUUACAGGAAAUGUCUUAGAAAUUAAUCAGGUUCAACCUCUAGAUGCAUUAAAAAGUGGCUUGUAUAACGUUAAGCAAGCAGGUAGUGAUAUUGCAUGGAGAUGGUUAAAGGAAAAUUGGGAUGAUAAAAUACAAAAGAAAUGGUCAGAAGUGUUCUUACCUUAUGUGGUCUCAUAUAUUGUGAAAUUGUUUGGGACGAGUGAGAAAGAAACAGAAAUAUUAGACUUUUUUGCUAACAGAAGCAAUCCUGCAAUUUCUAAAGCCUUGCGGCAAAGUUUUAACGAAGUCAUGGUAAAAGAAAGAUGGGCUCAAAGUGUGAAAAAUGAGUCUACACUAGGCGACACAUUGAAGGCUAUAGUGGGGAAGGGAUUUUAG